Messenger RNA from Ipomoea triloba (trilobed morning glory), 1404 nucleotides. RefSeq names its product sulfite exporter TauE/SafE family protein 3-like. The coding region runs from base 1 to 1404 and encodes 467 amino acids. Gene Ontology annotation, biological process: protein ubiquitination. The record is from RefSeq and is a predicted model, not a curated record. The transcript has 11 exons. Gene Ontology annotation, cellular component: membrane; Cul4A-RING E3 ubiquitin ligase complex. Lineage: Eukaryota; Viridiplantae; Streptophyta; Magnoliopsida; Solanales; Convolvulaceae.
AUGGGGGGAGUAAGAGGGAAAUGGAGGGUUGUGAGGGCAGUGAUGUGCAUUUGGUGGAGUUUUGACUUAGCUUCAUUAGUUUUGGUUAUAGCAGAGGAGGGGAGUUUGAAGAAGGAAGCACUAGGAAGCAUCAAUGCUACCAAUGACUAUUCAACGUUUGUCAAGUCAUUGAGGGAGCCUAAAGCAUCCGGUCACAAUCACGUUUGGCCGGAACUGAAAUUUGGAUGGAAAAUUGUAGUGGGCAGCAUAAUAGGAUUUUUGGGGGCAGCAUUUGGGAGUGUUGGUGGUGUUGGAGGGGGCGGCAUAUUUGUACCCAUGCUUACUCUUAUUCUAAGAUUUGACCCAAAAUCCGCAACUGCAAUUUCAAAGUGCAUGAUCACAGGAGCUGCAGUUUCUACUGUUUACUGUAAUCUUAGGCUCAGGCAUCCCACAAUGGAGAUGCCAGUUAUUGAUUAUGACUUGGCUGUGCUGAUGCAACCAAUGCUACUGCUUGGGAUUAAUAUUGGAGUUGCUUUCAAUGUCAUCUUGGCUGACUGGAUGGUCACAGUUCUGCUAAUUCUUCUCUUCACAGGCUUAUCAACCUUGGCUUUUCUGAGAGGCGUGGCAUCGUGGAAGAAAGAGACUAAGCUGAAAAAGGAGGCUGCUCAAAUAAUGUUAGCAAAUGGUGGAGGAACUUUUCCAUGUUGUCCCAUUACCAGCCCUCAGAAGAAGGCUAAGGUGUGCAUUCUUGAGAAUGUUUACUGGAAGCAAUUUGGGCUUAUCUGUUUUGUUUGGGUUGCAUCUCUUGCUCUGCAGAUCACCAAGCAGAAUUAUACAACAACUUGCUCAACUCUGUACUGGGUGGUGAAUUUGUUACAGAUCCCAAUUUGUUUUGGGGUAAGUUGGUUUGAAGCAUUUGGGUUGUACAAAGGGUGGAGAAAGAUUUCGUCCAACAAUAAUGAUUCAAUCUCCAACUUGCGACCAUGGCAACUCAUUAUUUUAUGCAUCUUUGGAAUAGUUGCUGGUACGGUUGGAGCACUGCUUGGUCUUGGUGGAGGCUUUAUUAUGGGUCCUCUAUUCUUAGAGUUGGGUGUCCCUCCUGAGGUGUCAACCGCAACAUCUACCUUUAUAAUGGUGUUCUCCUCAUCAAUUGCGAUCGUAGAAUACUACCUUCUCAAGCGUUUUCCGGUUACUUAUGCUGUGUGCUUAACUGUGGUGGCAACUUUUGCUGCUUUUGUUGGGCAACACGCAGUGAGGAAGGUGAAUGCGGUGUUAGGGAGAGCAUCACUAAUCAUCUUCACUUUGGCCUUCAUAAUUCUCAUAAGUACAAUCUCAUUAGGUGGAAUUGGGAUCUCCAACAUGAUCAAAAAGAUUCAUCACCAUGAAAACAUGGGCUUUGAAAGUCUCUGCAAGUACAACGCGUAA